This is a messenger RNA of Meloidogyne enterolobii, 759 nucleotides long. The record is from the annotation of a GenBank genome assembly. NCBI's taxonomy places the organism in Eukaryota, Metazoa, Nematoda, Chromadorea, Rhabditida, Meloidogynidae.
AUGGCAAUUCAAAGUUCCCCUGAAAAAAUGUUACCGUUAACGGAAAUUUACAAAUUUAUAAUGGAACAUUUUCCUUAUUUUAGACAAAAUACACAGAGGUGGCAGAAUUCACUCCGUCAUAACCUUUCAUUUAAUGACUGUUUUGUAAGAGUACCGAGAAAGGCGGAUCAACCGGGAAAGGGUUCUUGUUGGGCAAUUCAUCCAAAAGCAAUGUGUAUGUUCGAGAAUGGAAGUUGUUUGAGGCGGCAGAAGCGUUUUAAAUUGGAUAUCCGUUCAGUAGCUAAUGGGUGUUUAGCUAAAUACAAAAGAAACAAACGCAAAAACAUCAACAUCAACAACAAAACAAAGUUUUCUUUAAAUAAAACAAAAUUCGAGACAAACAAAACAAGCAACAAUAUUUACGAGAAUAACAACAUAAUUACAAAACAAUUAAUUUUAAUUGGACAAAUAAUUGCUUCACAAAAAGGACACCAACAUUUAUUUAAUAAUUUAGAAGAGAAUUCCUCCACAAAUUUAAUUUUAGAAAAUUCAAAAUUUAAUUUAGAAAGAAAAAUAACAACAGCAACAACGCCUCCUCCUACUUUAUUUAAUAAUAUUAAUGCUUCACAAUAUAAUAAUUUUUUUGUUUUUCCACAAAAAGAAGUUAAUAAUACUCAACAUUUGCCUAAUCAACUUUUAUGUUUAAGCAAUUUAAUAAAUGACAACCAUAAUAAAAGUGAUAUUCAAUCUCCUUCAUGUAAGGAUAUUUUUAAUAUUUAG